This is a messenger RNA of Arachis duranensis, 1997 nucleotides long. Its product is annotated as RAN GTPase-activating protein 2. Lineage: Eukaryota; Viridiplantae; Streptophyta; Magnoliopsida; Fabales; Fabaceae. The transcript is spliced from 2 exons. Gene Ontology annotation, molecular function: protein binding; GTPase activator activity. Bases 222 to 1820 code for a protein of 532 amino acids. The record is from RefSeq and is a predicted model, not a curated record.
AGAGAGGAAUAGAGGCUAUCAUCAUUAAUCACCAUUAACCACAUGCCGCAUUUGCACUUUUUCAAAAGCGAUAAUCAUUUUCAGGUUUCCCUCCACACUCUCGCUGUUCCAUUUAAAUUCAAGGUCUCGCGAGUUUCUCAGUCACACACACACUGCGUUGGCGCUGCAAAUAACCCAAGUCUCGGAUCACCGUUCAACAGAGCCAAAGAGAUUUAAUUGCUAUGGAGCUGAAUUCGCCGCAGAGACCGUUUUCAAUCAAAUUGUGGCCACCUAGUCAGAACACUAGACAGACACUUGUGGAGAGGAUGGCCAACAAUCUGACAACGAAAUCUGUUUUCACACAAAGGUACGGAAAUUUGGACAAGGAAGAAGCUCAAGAGAAUGCAAAAAGAAUUGAGGAUGUGGCUUUUGCAACAGCAAAUCAACACUACGAGCAGGAGCCCGAUGGUGAUGGAGGUUCUGCAGUCCAGCUUUAUGCCAAAGAAUGUAGUAAGCUCCUCUUAGAAGUUCUCAAAAGAGGGCCGGGUCUAAAUGGUAAAGAAGAAGUGGUAGCAUCUGAUAAUACCUCUGCACCUGCUGAAGCUGUAUUUGAUAUAUCCAAAGGCAAAAGGGCCUUUAUUGAACCUGAUGAGGCCGAGGAACUACUAAGGCCGUUAAAGGAGCCAGAAAAUUCUUUCACCAAAAUAUGCUUCAGCAACUGGAGUUUUGGACUAGGAGCAGCACAAGUUGCCCAGCCCAUUCUCAGUUCCAUCAAGCACCAGUUGAAAGAUGUAGAUCUAUCGGAUUUUAUUGCUGGAAGACCAGAAGCUGAAGCUCUUGAUGUCAUGAAUAUAUUCUCAACUGCACUAGAGGGUGCUGCCCUAAGGUCUUUAAACCUCUCUGACAACGCUUUAGGGGAGAAAGGUGUUAGAGCAUUUGGAGCACUAUUGAAGUCGCAAAACCACUUGGAGGAGCUUUAUCUAAUGAAUGAUGGAAUCUCAGAGGAAGCUGCUCAAGCAAUUUGUGAAUUGAUUCCUUCUACUGAGAAGCUCAAAGUUCUUCAUUUCCAUAAUAAUAUGACCGGAGAUGAAGGGGCAUUAGCUAUUGCUGAGAUUGUGAAGCGUUCUCCUUCCUUGGAGGAUUUUCGUUGUUCCUCCACAAGGAUAGGUGCUGAAGGUGGAGUUGCCCUGUCCAAUGCUUUAGGAAAUUGUAUCCAUCUGAGGAAGCUUGAUUUGCGAGAUAACAUGUUUGGAGUAGAGGGUGGUAUUUCUUUGAGUAAAGCUCUUACAAGGCAUGCAGAAUUGAGAGAGAUAUACCUGAGCUACCUCAACUUAGAAGAUGAUGGUGCAAUUGCUAUAAUCAAUGCUCUUAAGGAAUCAGCACCUUACCUUGAAGUUCUGGAGAUGAGUGGAAAUGACAUUACAGCCGAAGCUGUUCCUGCAAUAGGAGCAUGCCUAGAAGCAAAGAUCUUCCUUGCCAGGUUGAACCUCUCCGAGAAUGAACUCGAGGACGAAGGUGCCAUCCAGGUAAGCAAGGCUUUAGAAGGCCACUUUCACUUAAAGGAAGUUGAUCUGAGUAGCAACAAAAUAUCGAGGGUGGGGGCUCAACAGUUGGCUCUGACUCUGGUGCAAAAGGCAAAUUUCCAACUUCUAUUCAUCAAUGGAAACAUCAUUUCCACUGAAGGGGUUGAAGAGUUGAAGGACAUAUUCAAAACUUCUCUGGACAUGCUUGGUCCAUUAGAUGAAAAUGACCCUGAUGGAAUAGACAGCGAUGAAGAAUCUGAUGAAGAGGGUGGUGAUAUUGAACUGGAAUCGAAAAUGAAGAGUCUUGCAGUUAAUUAAAAUGUAGUAGUACACUUUUAUGUUUUGAUGCUCAAGUAAACUCUUUAUGGCAGUGUAGACCAUUUUAUUCGUAGCAGUUUAUGUAUCUAUGAAGGUGCACCAGUAGAAACAUUGAGGAUAUAUAUAGACAUGUAUCUGGAUUAUGUAUGUUAAUCAUAUUUUGAAUGCUUCCUUUAA